Hippocampus comes (tiger tail seahorse) is the source of this 861-nucleotide messenger RNA. RefSeq names its product guanine nucleotide exchange factor DBS-like. The transcript is spliced from 6 exons. The record is from RefSeq and is a predicted model, not a curated record. Gene Ontology annotation, molecular function: guanyl-nucleotide exchange factor activity. Gene Ontology annotation, cellular component: cytoplasm. Bases 145 to 825 code for a protein of 226 amino acids. Gene Ontology annotation, biological process: positive regulation of Rho protein signal transduction. NCBI's taxonomy places the organism in Eukaryota, Metazoa, Chordata, Actinopteri, Syngnathiformes, Syngnathidae.
AUAUUGUGAGCCCUGAUACUAAUAAUGCUCCUCUAGGGCGCCUUCCCAGCGACUGUCAACUUGGUUCUGGUGUUGCGUCCCACCACUUUGCUGCAGCGGGCACUGUCAGACUUCCUCUUCAAGUUCAACAAGGAUGAGUUCAAAAUGAAGGUGGUCAUGCUGAGUUCGGUGACCGAGCUCCAUGCCUACAUCGACCCCGGACAACUAACAACGGAAUUGGGGGGCACACAAGAAUACUGCCAUGAAAGCUGGAUUUCCCACCGCACUGCAAUUGAAGCGUUUGCUCUGAUGGUGAAGACGACGGCUCACACUCUGCAGGCCUUUGGCACCGAGCUUGCAGAAACAGAAAUGCCCAAUGAUGCUGAGGCCACCACCAGCCUGCUGGACUUGCAUUCUCAAAAAAAAGACAAAAUGAAGGAGGACCUACAGGUGUCGCAAUCUCAGGGCGCGCGUCUAUUGGAGUGCAUCAACGAGCCUUUUCGGACUGACGCGGAAUACCUAAUGACCCAUGAUGAGCUGGAAAACCUCGCCACUGUGCAGCGACUCCUGGGUCAGCUGGACGAGACCGAGACAGCAUUUGACGAUUUCUGGGAACGCCAUCGCUCCAAGCUGGAACAGUGUUUGCAACUUCGAAGUUUUGAGCAGCACUUCCGUGAAGUGCGCUGCCAACUUGAUGCCACGUCGGAACGGUUGUGCGGUUUCUCAGAGGUCAGCGUAAAUCCUGUCCAUGCCGAGCACGUCCUCCGUGAGCUCAGCAGUCAUGAGGAAAAGGCCUGUGUAAGAACACACACACACACACACACACACACACACGCGGGCAGCUGAAAAUCGACCCUAACAUGCUCCAGAAAUCCACUUUUA